Messenger RNA from Vitis vinifera (wine grape), 3210 nucleotides. RefSeq lists its product as uncharacterized. Gene Ontology annotation, cellular component: preribosome, large subunit precursor; nucleolus. NCBI's taxonomy places the organism in Eukaryota, Viridiplantae, Streptophyta, Magnoliopsida, Vitales, Vitaceae. Gene Ontology annotation, biological process: maturation of 5.8S rRNA; maturation of LSU-rRNA. The coding region runs from base 2258 to 3166 and encodes 302 amino acids. The transcript has 9 exons. The record is from RefSeq and is a predicted model, not a curated record.
GCCACCACUUCUCUCACUCGGGCAUCAAGAAGCCCGAAGCCCUUUUCUGAAGUUGCCCUCCAGACGAGAGAAUCCCUAAAAAGGCCCUAUUUUCCUCUGCCACUCUCAAUCCUCCCAGGCUAAAAAACACAACCUUUGCCUGCAAAUCAUGAUCAGAUUUUGUCACCUGUGCGCGGGCUGGACUGGUAGGAAAUAUCGGGAAAUUUUCAGAAAAAUCGGAAAAAAAAUCGGAUAUACAAACCGAAAAUUCGCCGAUAAAUUGCAGUGUCCGGCUAUUUUUUGAAGAUUUCGCCGAUUUUUCGUCUGCAUCCAUUUUUCGGCGAUUUUUCAAUAAGAGUAUAAGACACGGUGCUAAAUCUUAUCAAUAAACUUGUAUCUUAUAUUUAAAAGUCAAAGUUAAAUAUUAUAUUUCAGUACAUUGCCCUAAAACUCUGAGGGCAAACCUGAGAAAUUUAAAGCAUAAUGGUUAGAUACAGUGUAAUUUAUACUAAUAAUAAUAAGAAAGAAGAAGAAGGAGGAGGAGGAGAACUAUGCGGAUCACCUCAAAAUCCUCUCUGAUCCUUGAUAAUCCAAAGUUUAUUUUUAAAACACCUCAUCGUCUUAUUCAUUUCAAGUAAAACUAUAUAGAAGUUCUGUUGGUCGUCAUAAAUAAUAAACUAAAAUACAAUUAAAACUUAAAAACUAAAUACAUAACAACAAUAUUUAUUCCCAUCACAAAAUAAUCUCUCUCUCUUUUUUAAUUUUUUUAAUUUUGUAUAUUUUUACUAUAUCUAACCUUCCAUCGAAUAUGAAAUGGGUAUGUGUUUAGAGGGUAAUUGACAAUCAUAAAAAACCCCACAAUAAAUUCAUGCUAAAAAAAAAAUUGAGUGAAGAUAUGAAAAAGGAAGGUAGGUAGGUACAAAAAAGUGAUAAUUUUAAAGGUAAGAUUAAAAUUUUAUAUAAUUUUGUGUUUUUAAGUUUACUUCUUAAUUUUUAAUUUUUUUUUUAAAGUUGGUAUUGGAAAAUAAUUAAAAUAGUAUGACUAAUGAAGUAUUCACCUUAAGUUAUAUUGAGUUUUAUCCGAUGUUUUGAAAAUCGGAUUGGAUCGAUUGAUCCAACUAAUCGGACCGUCAACCGGUGGCCUUUUCGAUUUAAUUCACCCUUUUGAAUCGUUUAUCCAGUCUUAAACUACUUCAACCACCGAUGAAUUGGGUGAGUAGACACUUCUUCAAAAACCUAAGGGCUCAACACCACCUCCCUUUUUGACAAAAUGGGUCAAACCUCCUUUAUGGCCCAACAUUCAAUGCCCACUCUAUCUUGGAAAACGGGUCACUAGUCAUGCAUUGAGUCUCAUGCCCCAACAACCAUUUACUUUGUGAUGAAUGGGAAGAGGCUUAUAAAGGUCUUCAUAUCUCCUCUCAUUUGUUUGUGUUGAAACUUAAUUGGGAAUAAACUAUAUAGGUUAUUUCAAAAAGAUAUAUAUAUAUAUAUAUAUAAAUACGAUAUGAUUUUCCAAUUAUAGAAGUUAAAAAUCUCAUCAAAAUAGGAUUAUUAUUUUAGUUUUUUAAAAGUUUAGGAAAUAUUGUGUUAGAGAAGUUCUAUUUAAAUAUAAUUAAUAGUUUGUUUUUUGAUUUCUUAAAAUUUUUGAAAAAAAAAAUUAUCAAAUAAAAAAUAAUAUAUAUUUUUUAUUUUCAAUAUAUUCACAUUUAAAUAUUAUACAUAUUUCACUUAAUAAAUUUUAAAAUAUUAAUACAUUUAUACUUAUACAUAAGAUAAAAAUUAAAUAUUAUUGAUUUUUAAUUUUAAUAAUAUAUUUAUAAGUUCAAUUGUGGUUCAAUCAUCGAUUCAAUUGGUGAACUAUGAACUAGUAACUUUUUUUGUUCAAUAAUCAAUUCGAUUAUAAAAAUAUUGAUAAGUAAUAUAUAUAAAUCAAAGUCAAUUGGUUUUAAAAAUAGGAGCUUCUUUUUUUUUUUUUAAUUAAUUUUAAAUUUUACAAUACUUAUUCAUUAUUUAAUGUAUAAAUUACAUCGUUCCUCACAUAAUUUUUGAGAAUUUCUUCGGAGAUUAGGUGAGGGAAUUUAAUAAUCUAAAUACGUGUCACUGAUAAUAAAACAUUAAUCUGGUUUGGCAUAAUCCUAUCCUUGGAUUGGAUUAGGACAAGAGUAGUCCAAGCAGGAGGACUCUUUCACAAAACCCUUCCGGUUUUGGAUCGAGGGCAUUUUUUUCCCUUCCCUUCCUCCUAUACAAACCAGAGUUUAUUCUGGAAUAGAGGUGAAAGAUGCAACACGACGAAGUGAUAUGGCAGGUCAUCAGGCACAACCACUGCAGUUUCAUGACCAAAAUCACAACUGGGAACUUUUGCCGCAAUCCCUAUAACGUAACUGGGAUUUGCAAUCGCAGUUCCUGCCCUCUGGCCAAUAGUCGCUACGCCACAAUUCGAGACCAUGAUGGAGUGUUUUAUCUAUACAUGAAAACCAUUGAAAGAGCCCAUAUGCCAAACAAAUUAUGGGAACGGGUUAAAUUGCCACGAAACUACGGAAAGGCUCUUGAGCUUAUUGACAAGCAUCUAAUGUUUUGGCCGAAGUUGCUUGUUCACAAAACAAAGCAGCGUCUCACUAAAAUGACUCAGAUGCGAAUUCGCAUGAGGAAGCUUGCAUUGAAAACAAGGGAGAAGAUAAUGACCACACCUAGGAAAGAGAAGAAGAGAGAGGCUAGAAGAGAGGAAAAGGCCGAAAAAGCUGCGGUUUUGGACAAGAGCAUUGAGAAAGAAUUGCUGGAACGUCUUAAGCGUGGAGUUUAUGGUGACAUAUACAACUAUCCUGUUAAAGAAUAUAAUAAAGUUCUUGAUAUGGAAGGACUACAAGCUGCUAGUGAAGAUGAAGAAGAGGAGGAGCCUGAAAUUGAAUAUGUUGAAGGCUAUGAAGAACUUGAAGAAGAAGAUGAUAUUGAAGAUUUUGGUGGCCUUGAGAUUGAUGAGUCUCUCAAGGAUGAAGAUCUCGAUGAUGAUGAGAUGGAUUUAAUUGACCGAAAGAGAGUGAGAAGAGGAUCUGGGUCAGCUCAUGGAAAGCUUGACAAAGAUGAACGAGGCGCAAAUUUGAAAAAGAGACCAAGGGUACUUGUUGAGGUAAAUAUCUGUUUCGAAUUAUGCAAGUAUGGUAACUUAAGAUAUGUAUCCAUUCAACCCUGACGAUGUUUCUUCCUUUAAUGAGUAUGAUUCUGAUAAUUUUUUUU